GGCGGGGCCACUCUCGCUGAACUUCCUGCUCGCUCGCUCGUCUUUUCCUCGAGCCGCCGCCAUGUGCGAGGGGCUGCUCGCGCGUCUCAACGACCCGCAAUACGUCAACUGGCUGAAGGCGGGCAAGUGCCUGUACAUCGUCAAGGACGCCUUGCAUCCCUACGCCGAUGAGCGCGUGCGACUUUUCCACCGAGCUUUGCUCCGCGACGAGCCUCGUCUGCGGCGGCGAUGCCCGUGGGCGUGCCGGCCCGCCGACGUUAAGCUUUCCAGGGCCUGCGACUCGUGUUUGCACUGGAAGUCCGAGAUCGUCAAGCACCACAGGAGACCCGAGUCCGCCCUCCACUGGGACAACUGCGCUCCUUCUGCGUGGCCGACGCACCACUGGGAGCUGGCCAAGGCUUACAUGCCACGAGGUCAGGCCCGCGUGAAGGCGGCGCAUGACUGCGAUCCCGCCGCUCUGCUCAACCUCAUCAACUUCUGCGACUGUUUUGCCUCCGUGACCUCUAACCCGGCUUGCGUGACAGAGCUGCUCAGAUUUCGGAACGAGUUGAUGCAUUCUGCUAACCUGCACGUGAACGACACGUGGAUGGAGAAAUUCCAGCUGGCGCUGGCACGUUUCGUGCAGCUGUUCAGCCACGUACCCGACAUGGCGCUGGCGGAGGUGCGGCUAACUCGGAUGCUAGCAGUUGAUUUGUCAAUAUGUGCGACCGACGCCGUGGAUUAUACUGGCGUGGCGUUAGCUGCGGAUUCAGAGGAUUACGAGAUCUGGCCCCAACUAAUCGCCCAAUGGGAGGCGGCCUUACUACAAGAGAGGCUGCGGGAGUUGCGGCGUUCGGCUGAAGACGAAACCAUGGACAGCGAGCAGCUGAUGAUGCUGAAGGGUUUCCUGCAGGAGAACAAAGAUCUCAGCGCCAAGUUUUCUGCCGAGCUGCCGUCCGUCGGCACGUCGGCGGCCGGACGGAGUCAGAGCUGACGCGCGGUCGGCGGCUGAUUGGGCGAUUGUCUACGAUCUCGCCAAUAAAACUGGAGGAAAACAAAAUCCAUUUCACAAAGGUUACAUUUUUUUCGAGUGGCAGCUGAACAGCCCUUGUUGAAUUCUUCGAUGUGUCAGCGAUUGCGCGUGCGUAGACGUCCUUACGUCGAAUGUGUUGUUUCCGUCCAGGAAAUAUUUGUACUUUAAUGGGGGGAGAGGAAUCGUGGGAAACAGAACCUUCAUCACCCUAAAAAACAAACACAGAAAAAAGUCUUUUGUUUUUCUCCUUUCUUUUCAAACAAGUACUCAAGUACUCAAACAAGAGGUGCAUCCUGUCAUACAUUGCUGUAAAAAAUACUUUUUAUUUUGAUUUCACUUAAAUGUUUCAGAUCAUCAAACCAAUUUGCAUACCAGAGAAAGAUAACACAAGUAAAUAUAAGAUACAGUUUGUUGUUAUUUGUUAAGGGGGAAGAAAAUCCAAACCUAUUUGUCCCUACGCAAGAAAGCAAUUGGCCCUUGAACCAAAGACCCGGUUGUGCCGCCCUUGGUUGUAAUAGCUGAAAUCAACCCCCCCGCCCCCCCCAUUCUGAGGUAGACCUGCUCGUUUGUUUCGGGUCGUCGUCCUGCCGCAACCGAUGGCCGGACGUUUGCCUGCAUGAUUUUCUAGUAGGCGGCAACAUUCGUUGCUCUAUUAAUCACGGCAAGUCGUCCAGGUCCCGAAGUAACAAAGCCGCCGCCGUGUUCGACUGUUGGCAUGAUGUUCUUUUGAUCGGAUGUUGUGUUAUUUUCAUGCUUCAGAUGGAACAGGCCUCACUUCUAAAAAUGUGAACGUUUGUCUACUUUGAUCCGCAGAAUAUUUCUUCAGAAGUCAUCCGGAUCUUCCAUAUGUUUCUUGCUGUUUUGCCUUUGUGUUCUUUUUUGUUAGUACU
This is a messenger RNA of Phyllopteryx taeniolatus (common seadragon), 1902 nucleotides long. RefSeq lists its product as uncharacterized. The transcript is spliced from 7 exons. Bases 62 to 973 code for a protein of 303 amino acids. NCBI's taxonomy places the organism in Eukaryota, Metazoa, Chordata, Actinopteri, Syngnathiformes, Syngnathidae. The record is from RefSeq and is a predicted model, not a curated record.